Messenger RNA from Castor canadensis (American beaver), 2576 nucleotides. Lineage: Eukaryota; Metazoa; Chordata; Mammalia; Rodentia; Castoridae. The record is from RefSeq and is a predicted model, not a curated record.
GGGUAUCGCAAACUAGUUGCCCAGGCUGGUUUCAAACCGUGAUCCCCUGAUCUUUGCCUCCUGAGUAGCUAGGAUUACAGGCAUGAGCCACCAGUGCCCUGCAUACCCACUUCUUGUAUGUCCUUCCAAAAAUAUUUUCUGCCUGAAAAAGCAAACACAUAUAUUUUUCCCAAUGCUAGGAGCUAAAACCUAACAGUGGGGUAAAGGAGACUCCUCUGACCCGAAGAUGAUACAUGAGACAUACCAGAAGCAUAAGCAAAAUCUGGAGGUGUGGGGAAGAUGUUACAGAGUUGGUGACAUUUGACUUGGACCAUAAAGGAUGAGUAGGAGUGUGCUAAAUAAAGGAGAAGAAAGUCAUUCCAUACUGAAGUUGCAGCAUAAGCAAAGGAGGAAGAACAGGGAGCAGUUCUCAGGCUCCUUCCCUCCUCCCGUGUCUGCCCUGAGUGAUGCAUCAGAGACUGGCAUGCUGUCCCGCCUCGGUGAUUUGCUCUUCUACACUAUUGCUGAGGGACAGGAACGAAUCCCUAUCCACAAAUUCACUACUGCACUAAAGGCCACUGGACUACAGACAUCAGAUCCCCGGCUCCGAGACUGUAUGAGCAAGAUGCACCACCUGGUCCAAGAGUCCAGCAGUGGUGGUCUCUUGGACCGAGAUCUCUUCCAAAAGUGUGUGAGCAGCAACAUUGUGCUCCUAACUCAGGCAUUCCGAAAGAAGUUUGUCAUUCCUGAUUUUGAGGAGUUCACCGGCCAUGUGGAUCACAUCUUUGAGGAUGCCAAAGAACUCACUGGAGGCAAAGUGGCAGCCUACAUCCCUCAUCUAGCCAAGUCAAACCCAGACCUGUGGGGCGUCUCCCUGUGCACUGUGGAUGGUCAACGGCACUCCGUGGGCCACACAAAGAUCCCCUUCUGCCUGCAGUCCUGUGUGAAGCCCCUCACGUAUGCCAUCUCCAUAAGCACCUUAGGCACUGACUAUGUGCACAAGUUUGUGGGCAAGGAACCCAGUGGCCUGCGCUACAACAAACUCUCCCUUAAUGAAGAAGGAAUCCCCCAUAAUCCCAUGGUCAAUGCUGGUGCCAUUGUCGUCAGCUCCCUGAUCAAGAUGGACUGUAACAAAGCAGAGAAGUUUGAUUUUGUAUUGCAGUAUCUGAACAGAAUGGCUGGAAAUGAAUUCUUGGGGUUCAGCAAUGCCACAUUCCAGUCGGAGAAGGAAACGGGGGACCGGAAUUAUGCCAUCGGCUAUUAUCUCAAGGAAAAGAAGUGCUUUCCUAAGGGGGUAGAUAUGAUGGCUGCCCUCGACCUCUACUUCCAGCUGUGCUCCGUAGAGGUCACCUGUGAAUCAGGCAGUGUGAUGGCAGCCACCCUUGCCAAUGGUGGGAUCUGCCCCAUCACAGGCGAGAGCGUGCUGAGUGCUGAAGCAGUGCGUAACACCCUCAGCCUCAUGCAUUCCUGUGGCAUGUAUGACUUCUCUGGCCAGUUUGCUUUCCACGUGGGCCUGCCAGCCAAGUCAGCUGUGUCAGGAGCCAUCCUCCUGGUGGUACCCAAUGUUAUGGGAAUGAUGUGUUUGUCACCUCCAUUGGACAAGCUGGGGAAUAGCCAAAGGGGCAUCAGCUUCUGUCAGAAGUUGGUGUCUCUAUUUAACUUUCACAACUAUGAUAACUUGCGGCACUGUGCUCGGAAGUUAGACCCACGGCGUGAAGGAGGAGAAGUUCGGAACAAGACUGUGGUGAACCUGUUAUUUGCUGCCUAUAGUGGAGAUGUCUCAGCUCUUCGAAGGUUUGCUUUGUCAGCCAUGGAUAUGGAACAGAAAGACUAUGACUCGCGCACAGCCCUGCAUGUUGCUGCAGCUGAAGGACACACUGAAGUUGUUAAAUUUCUGAUCGAGGGUUGCAAAGUGAAUCCUUUUGCCAAGGACAGGUGGGGCAACAUUCCCCUAGAUGAUGCUGUGCAGUUCAAUCACCUGGAAGUGGUCAAAUUGCUUCAAGAUUACCAGGACACCUACGCAGUCUCUGAAACUCAAGUUGAGACAGCAGCCAUGUCUAAAGAGAACUUAGAGAGCAUGGUGUGAGCACAGGUUAUGGACAGUCCCUGCUCAAAAAAAAGCAUGAGCUGGCACACACUUAACCCACAUAACCACCAAAAACACUAUGGAGAGAUGCAUCAGUGGGGACCAAGAGAGCCAUUGGUGACUUAGGUCAGUGCUUUCUGUGAGAGUCAAAACACCCAUUCCCUCAAUGAACAAAGCACAGAGAAGGACCUCAGUGGACACCUGCAGAAGAGCUAUCCAAAGUCAGAGGUAUGGCCCAAUGACCUGACCCACUCAAAAUCAUACCAGGUCUUCAUCCAAGUCCUCUGUUUCUCUUCCUGAAGAAACUCUCAUGAGAAAGAGACUUCAAUGGAGGGACUCUAACAACCAUCAUAUGCAUAUAUCAGAGUAAGAGAAAAAGGGACCUGUGUAUCUGGCUUUAGUAGUGUGAAGAGAUCUGUCCCCCUUAGCCAGAACAUGCUGUUGCUACUGCUAACAGCAAUUUUAUAGACAGAAAGUAUUUUGUGCUCAAAUAAACUUUAAUUACACAAAU